AUGGGCAAAGGCGCCCUGACGGCCGGCGCGGGCGACUGCAGCGCUUUCCCCGCGUCGUUAAUUCGCUCCUCCGGCGGUGAGCGGGACCCGCGCGUCCUCCCGGGAAGGGGUCCAGGUGCGAGCCGCGCCGGGCCGGGCCCAGGGCUCGCCCUCUCCGCGGGGGUCACCUGGAGCACGGAGCAGCCAAUCAGCGGCGCCGCCGGGUCUCCGCAGCCAAUGGGAAGGCGGCGCGAUGCGCUCCGGGGCUAUAAGUACGCGUGGGUGGCGGAGCAUAGGCAUUUUGAGACUUAUCUUUUGGGCUGUGAGCGUACCUCGGGCGCCUUACCAAGCCCUUCCCAGGCCACCAGGCAGCCACAGAAGCGAUCUCGAGCCGCCUUCUCCCACACUCAGGUCAUCGAGCUAGAGAGGAAGUUCAGCCAUCAGAAGUACCUGUCAGCCCCUGAAAGGGCUCACCUGGCCAAGAACCUCAAGCUCACCGAGACCCAAGUGAAAAUAUGGUUCCAGAACAGACGCUAUAAGACGAAGCGAAAGCAGCUCUCUGCCGACCUGGGAGAUCUAGAGAAGCCUUCCUCCAUGCCAGCCCUCAAAGAAGAGGGCUUCUCUCGGGCCUCCCUGGUCUCUGUGUACAACACCUACCCCUACUACCCCUACCUGUACUGUCUGGGCAGCUGGAGCCCUACUUUCUGGUAA
This is a messenger RNA of Dipodomys ordii (Ord's kangaroo rat), 690 nucleotides long. It is a transcript of the gene Nkx3-1, whose product is annotated as NK3 homeobox 1. Gene Ontology annotation, molecular function: RNA polymerase II cis-regulatory region sequence-specific DNA binding; DNA-binding transcription factor activity, RNA polymerase II-specific. Gene Ontology annotation, cellular component: nucleus. The record is from RefSeq and is a predicted model, not a curated record. NCBI's taxonomy places the organism in Eukaryota, Metazoa, Chordata, Mammalia, Rodentia, Heteromyidae. The transcript has 2 exons. The coding region runs from base 1 to 690 and encodes 229 amino acids. Gene Ontology annotation, biological process: regulation of transcription by RNA polymerase II; cell differentiation.